Messenger RNA from Labrus bergylta (ballan wrasse), 4336 nucleotides. RefSeq names its product melanoma cell adhesion molecule a (gene mcama). The record is from RefSeq and is a predicted model, not a curated record. NCBI's taxonomy places the organism in Eukaryota, Metazoa, Chordata, Actinopteri, Labriformes, Labridae.
CCCGCUCCUCAGUCUCUCCUCCGGGGCUGCUGCUCACUAACUUCUCGUCGACACGCCACUUCAGUUCACAUUAUUUUUGGUGCUGGAUACGACAAGCAGUGAGAAGAAGAAGAAGAAGAAGAAGAAGAAGAAGAAGACAUGGCUUCACUUCACAAAUCGCUUCUACCUUUGUUUCUUCAUCUCUGCCUUCUUCUCCACAUGAGCGUGUGGGCCAAGGUGGAGGUGACUAUGCAGGAGAGUGUUGAGGUUUACCUGGAUGACUCGGCGCAGAUCCCCUGCCAUUACAGCUUCACCGACAACAACGAGCCCAGCUUUGUCAUGAUCCAGUGGUUUGUGAGAGCUAAAACAAGCAGCUCACGGGUUCGGAUUUUCUACCUCGGUGGCAAUGAGCGGAUGGCGGACAACGACACUGAGUACACCGGUCGCAUCAACGUGACUUCAGACCAGCACGGGACUCGACUCACCAUCCUAAACGUCCAGCUCUCAGAUCAGAGGGAGUUCUUCUGCCAAGUUAACGGUAUGGCUGCCGGGAACGCUGAGGGCAAGACCCACCUCAGAGUGUUUGCUCCUCCAGAGCCUCCAGUGAUGGAGGGGGUCCUGACUGGAAUAUCUGUGACCAAUGAGGUGCCUUCAAAGAUUGCAUCAUGCGAGGCUCAGAACGGUUUCCCUAAACCCAACAUCACCUGGUACAGGAACAACAUUCCACUGAUACCUGAAGCAGGACAUGUAAAUGUGUUGAUCCUUUUCCAAGAGUUGUCCGGCUUCUACUCCCUCCAGAGCAUCCUGGAGUACAAGGUGGCUAAAGAGGACAAAGACGCACAUUUCUCCUGUGAGGUCAGCUUCUUUGUCCCUGGAGCCAUCAGGACAGUGGAGUCCAGCAGCAUUAACAUCACUGUUCACUACCCCACCACCAUGGUGGAGCUGUGGAAGGACUUGCCCAAGGGCCUGGUCAAAGAGGGGGAUACUGUCGAGCUGCGUUGCCAGGGUGAUGGCAACCCCCCGUCGCCCUUCAUUUUCAACAGAGAACAAGAGCCGGAUUUGGGCCUGGAGAGCAGCGGUGAUGUGUUGAUUCUGUCACCAGUGACACGGGUCGACAGCGGCAUCUACCAGUGUCGCCCUCUGGACGCAGACAUUUACUCGGACGUCAAAGGAGAGAUGCAGCUGACUGUGCACUAUUUGGACCCGGCUGUGGUGGUCCCUAAAGACUCAGAAGUCAUGCUCAAAGGAGAAGACCUGACUGCUUCGUGCAACGCUCUGUCCUCCCUCAAAACACAAACUGUUUGGUACAAGAAUGGGCAACAGGUUGGCAAGGGGAACACGUUGCACCUGAGGGACGCCACCUAUGAAACAUCUGGAGAGUAUAUCUGCGAGGUGACGGUUCCCUCCCUGCCUGCCCUGCACACCAGUGGCUCCGUUCACAUCAUCGUCCAAGGCGGUCCUCAGAUGGUGGGAUUGGAGCAGGAGGUGCAGCUGGAGGAGGCAGCCGGCCGGAUGGUGAACCUGAGCUGUGAGGCUCAGGGUCAUCCCCUGCCGAGCAUCUCCUGGAACAUCAUCGGCAGCCAGAACUGGCAGGAGGUGGUGAUCAAGGCAAACGAGCACAUGACUCACAGCGUGGUGUCGGUCAAAGUCACCUCGGACGUUAGUGCUCUGUGCAACGCUUCAAAUGACAUGGGCACGGAGGUCAAAGCUUUCAGCAUCAAAGCCAUUCCCAGACUCACCUCCACUGCUCCCUUCUCUCCCGCUGAAGGCAGUGGGGUGAUCAUCGUGGUGAUCAUUCUGUGUCUGCUGCUGCUCGCCAUCCUCGGCAGCGUCCUCUACUUCCUGCACAAGAAGGGGAAGAUCCCCUGUGGACGCUCAGGGAAACAGGAGAUCUCCAAAGAGAAGACCACCAAAGAUGACAUUGUUGUGGAGAUGAAGAGCAACACAAAGACGGAGGAUACUGUCCUGCUAAAGGCUGUCAACGGGGACAAAAAGGGCCCCAACGAGCAGUAAAGCUGUGAUGUUGUGCAGCAGGAGGAAGCACACACGAAGCCGGCGGUCAGUGUGUGUGUGUGUGUGUGUGUGUGCACGUUGGAGCAGAGGAGACAACAAACAGAGGCUCCCACUGAUCUGAGACCUGCAGCCUGGACAUUCCCCCGUCAUGCUUUGUUCUGAGCAGUAUUUAGUAGAUUUACACACACACACACACACACACACACACACACACACACACACACACACACACACACACACACACACACACACACACACACACACACACACACACUUCUUUGUACAGAUGUGUAUUUUCUUUUGGAUGAAUGUUUUCCUCCUUGAACAUUCGUUUUCUCCAUUUGUUUUGUAUGAUUUCCUCAAACUGUGUUCAGCUCUUUCUCGGCUGUGGUUCAGUGUGCGUCUUUGAUGAUGUCACGUACGCAUCGUCUGCUUUGGUUUUUUUGUUUUUCUAUGAAAGUGUACAUAUUAUAUAUAUUUUGUUAUUUAAGAUAUUUUGGCACUCAGAUUCUCAGUCGAUUGGUAGCGUCUGGGUCAUGUGCAUGUUGAUCCGUGUUCAUGGGUCCAGGUGAGUUUCGGGACAGGAAAUGAUGUCAGAGACCAAACGCUGGCUGCUCCUCUGUGGCAGCUCUUUACUGACACACUGAGGGAGGGCUCGUCCGUGUGUUUGCUUCAGUUUGAUUAUGAUUGAUAUUAAAAAUUUGCCAAAAAUCAGUGAUGGACAAAGUCUCGUCAAUCAGACACACUGUCGGCCUUCUUCUGCAAACUGCUGUCAAGCCCUUGUACUGUUUGUAAAUACAUUUAGUGUACAGACCUGCUGGAGGUGGCCUUGGACUGUUUCUGAGGGUGAAAAGGUCAAAAGUUAGUGAUCUGCUGUGCCUGUUUUGGAGGAUGUAUCAUACACUGAAUUUCUUUUUUGUUUCAUUGGUUUGCUCUUUGUGUGUGUUUUUUUGUGUGUGUGUUUCCACUGAGAGCUAAGUUGGAUGAAGGACGGUUCCAGUGUUUCUGCAUGUUUCUGUGUUGGAUAACGUUCACACAGCAGCUGACCAGUCUGUGAUAUCGAUGUUUUAUACCCUCUGCACUGCAGAUCAACAGCAUCAUCUGACUUUACUAAAGUAAUCUACCAGCAAACAUUUUAGGUUUCAUUUCAAAGUCGGAUCAUUUUUCUUUCAGUCCGCUCUGCAUUACCACCAAACGACCACAAAUCUCCGACCUUAAUAAAAGCAGAAAUGGACGUGAAGCGGAUAUUGAACUCCAGAAAGUCUCCGGUUUCAAGGAAAUGAGCGUAAAGCAAUAACUGUGGAAGAUAACUCCUCAGUUUGACAUGUAUUAUUUAACAUUCAGCAUACAGAGAAAAACAUCAGAAAUCUGGUUUUGAAAGAAAGACUUCUUGGACAACCUUUGAAAAAAAAAACAGAAAAGCUGUUCACCAUUUAAUGUUUGUUUUUGAGGUAUUUGUAAAUUAAAUAUUAAAAAUCAGAUAUAUUUAAAAAGAAAAUGACAAAAAAGUUUGUAUGAUGCUGCUGCCUGAACAGAGUGCAAAGAAAAAGCAAUAAAGGCAAAAAAGCCAAAUAUCAGGAUAAGAGAGUAAAGUAUCCAAAAAGAGAGAUUAGUUAAAGGAAUACUUUUUUAAAAUCUUUUUUCAUAUUUUAAAUACAUAAAACACAAACACAUUUAUGUUUUUUGUAAUUUUACAAAACAAAACAAGAAUGCUAAAUGUCCACUGUCGUUAGUCCCAAAAAGAUGAAUCUGACAGAAACUGAACUGGAUCAUCAGAAAACAGAAGAGAGGCACAGACUGGUCAGGUGACGUGAUUCAUAGUGAACCAGCUGAAACAUGCAGACUCACCACUGCGCUCCUUUAAAGGCCCGUGUUGUGAAUACGAUGUACUGAUUGCUCACUGUGUAGUUUAUCGUGUAAAGAUUGUUUUAGUUUCUGAGAGCGUUACGUUGCCCAGAAGACUUGCAGCAUUAACAAAGUAGUGACACUUUUCCUGCUUUCUUUUUUUGUUUCCACUGAACCUUUGAGAAGUGAAAGUUGUAGAAAUAUCCAGGUACAGGACGUCCUCAGGCUAAAAGUUUGCGUACAUUUAGUGCGAUGCUUUUAUUUUGGUUUAGAAAAGCUGAAAGCGAUAGAAACAUUUCUGAUUUGAUACUUCAAAUGAAACGUUUUUGGUUUUUAAAUAUUUUCACCAGUUGGAAACCUAGUUUGAAACUUCACAUCGCAGUUUUGUUCUUUUUUUUUUGGUGUAAAUUAAGUACUGUACAUGUGAUUCUUUGAUGCUUGCGUUUUUUUAUAUAUUUUUUUGCAAAAAAUAAUGCCAAAUAAAAAGGUUUCAUUUCAA